Saccoglossus kowalevskii is the source of this 1052-nucleotide messenger RNA. RefSeq lists its product as uncharacterized. NCBI's taxonomy places the organism in Eukaryota, Metazoa, Hemichordata, Enteropneusta, Harrimaniidae. The record is from RefSeq and is a predicted model, not a curated record. Gene Ontology annotation, molecular function: extracellular matrix structural constituent conferring tensile strength; protein binding. Gene Ontology annotation, biological process: glomerular basement membrane development.
AGAAGAGAAGCGAUGCUGUGAACUUUAUAUUCGUUUUGAUGUCGACAAAUAUUCAAUACCUGAUCUUCCAGACAUUGCUGAGCAGCCCAUUUAAAAAGUUGUGCUCCAAUUUCUGGGGUGGGGGGCAGUUGGUUUUUAUUGUCGGCAGACAUGAAGUCGGCCGAAUGAAUAAGCAGAUGAGAGUAUUACUAUGCCUAGCCGUGUUCACACUUGUGUGAUAAAGACCACUGUUUCCGAUUUCUCCGAAGAGGUAGCGUAUUCCAGCGACGUGACAUGAGUAACAAGUUGACGCGCUAUGACGAAAUAAGUGAGCGAUGACUCUUCGAAAGCUACUAUGGAUGUUAUUAAUAUUGCAUAUUACCACUGUUUCAUCUACCAACAAAUCUCGAACAAAAGAUAGCGGCGAAAUUGACGGCAGAUGUCUUCAUGGCGACAUAACAAUUCCUAACAAUGAACGCUUCACGCCUGAAGAGGACGCAUGCGCAACAUGUAUAUGCCAGGAAGGUAAGGUGACAUGUAAGCCGAUAAUAUGCCAGGAACUGAGCUGCGAUAUUACCAUCAAACGACCGAACGAAUGUUGUGCCCGUUGUGCAACUACCACUAUACACAUUGCCAACAUAACCGAAGAAAAAGAAAAGUCGGAUGGAAAGUCAACGCUGGCAACCGAUAUUGCGUUGUCAGAUUUCGUUCCGAUCGAUGAAACAACAGGGAUAAUACUACGUCUACCGCCCCCACCGAUGAUACCUCCACCUCCUCCUUCAAGGAUGAACAUUGACUCGGAACCGACGAUAAUUCCAACCAUGGCUCCACCCACUCCGCCAACAUGUACCAAGGACUGUACAGAUCAAUGCGGAUGCCCUCCUGGUCCGCCAGGUGCACGCGGACCUCCUGGACCAGCUGGCGAACAAGGACCACCGGGAGAAAUUGGACCACCUGGACCACCUGUAAGUUAAUGUGAAACAUGAAUUAGUUAUUAUCAAAGAUCGCCAAGAUAUUAUUUACACAUAAAGACAAUAGUGUACACUGUGUUGUAAAAUAAUUAACAUGUACAU